AUUCAUCGAAGGCUCAUUAGCUCAUACUAAUAAACCCCGGUCGACGAGAGAUGGCCCCAUCCAUUAGUGUCGCCUUGCUCCUCUUCGCCGUCGUCGUCGCGGCGCCAUGGCUAGUGCAGCCAUCAUCCGCGGCGGCGUUCUCGUUCCCUCCAAUCUUCCCAUGCAUACCGGGGUUUCCUCGGAUCCCACUGUUCCCUUGCGUAGAGCCGCCGCCGUUGCCUGCGCCGCCGACGGAGUGCCGGUCGCACCUGAUGAAGAUGAUGCCGUGCGCGGGCUACCUCACCAACAGCAGCGUCACGGUGCCUCCCAGCGCAUGCUGCGACGGCUUCAGCCAGGUCAGCGCCGACUUGGCAGCGAUAUGCUUCUGCCACAUCGCCAACGGCGACAUCCAGCAGCUGCUGCCGGCGCCCAUGAUCUUCAAGCGCAUGCUCGCCAUCACGGACCAAUGCGGCGUCAAUCUACGGAUGGAAGCAUUGGUCCAACACUGCGACGAGUUUGAAGGCGUGCCGCCCAUGACGCUCCCUAGUCCUCCACCGUCAGCUGCUUAGCAUCAGGAUUAUCAGUUCUCUUGGAUAUGGGAAAAAAAAUAAAGCAGCGGAUUGCAGACAUGCUAAGUUAUCUAGCAGUAGAAUAAAAGCGUGGUAGCUAGGUUUAAGAUUUCUUGCUUAGGAAGUCAUAUGUAUCCUCUGAAUUAUGUGUAAUCAUAUUUAUCUCAAGGAUAUAUUAUUGUUUUGUGUUA
Messenger RNA from Sorghum bicolor (sorghum), 739 nucleotides. Its product is annotated as non-specific lipid-transfer protein C6. The transcript is spliced from 3 exons. The record is from RefSeq and is a predicted model, not a curated record. Lineage: Eukaryota; Viridiplantae; Streptophyta; Magnoliopsida; Poales; Poaceae. The coding region runs from base 51 to 548 and encodes 165 amino acids.